GUUGCGGCCAGAUUUAUUCCCCGUGUUGAUUUUUUUUUUCCCUUUUCACCAGAUUCCGCUGCCGUCCGCCCUGUCGUUAAUAUUCCUGUAGUGCUGCAAUCUCAAUUCUCAUUGCCAGGUUCGCGGUUUGUUCUUUAUACUACAACCCACUUAGGCAUUGAACAGCGCUACGUUGUUCUACGGAAUUCAUUACGGCACGAUCUACAUUGGUUCUGUCCAGCACAUCUGUCCACAAUGGCCGCUGAUACCAAAGCCCAGGCUCCGUCGGAUGGGCACAAGACAAGGCCUGAGAAUCCCAGCGAAGAGGCCUAUAAGGCUAAUCUGGCUCGUGCGGAGAAUGAAUUGGCCUCUAUCCAAAAGAGAAUGGAAGAGAUAAAGGCCAAAAUCAAUGUGGCCAAACCAAACAACCAAGACUCUCCAACCGCUAAGAGGGCUCAGGAAUUGCGUGCUGAACUUGCCUCAAUCCGUCAGCAACAGCAGGGUUUCAAGGCCUCUCGAAACAGUAUCCAGGAAAAGAUGAAUGCUCUUGAGGCCAAUAUCAAAUCCCGUGUUGCUGAACAAAAGGCCUCGCGUUCCCGCAUCGCCUUCAAAAGUGUUGAUGAAAUCGACAAGGAAAUCCAACGGCUCGAGAAGCAAGUUGAUUCAGGCACCAUGAAGUUGGUUGAAGAACGGAAAAACCUCGCUGAAAUCUCGAACCUCAGAAAGCAACGAAAGGGUUUCUCUGGCUUUGAGGAAUCUCAAAAAGUUAUUGACGACUUGAAGUCACAGCUCAGCGAACUAAAGAAAUCCCUGGACAAUCCAGAGGCCAAGGCCCUGAGCGAUAGAUACUCCACGAUCCAGCAAGAGCUAGACGCCAUGAAAGCUGAACAGGACGCUGCUUUUAAGAACUUGAACGCUCUUCGGGACGAGCGCACAAGGAUCCAUGGCGAGCAGCAGAAGGCGUACACCGCAGUCCGGGAAAUUAAAGAUAAUUAUUACAAAGCGCGUAGAGCAUAUAAGGAGUACGAAGAUGAACUUUACCGCAUUCGUCGAGAACGCCAGAAGGCUGAACGGGAGUCAUAUGAGCGGGAGAAGAAGAAGAAGAUUGCUGAUAAAAAGCUGGAAGAGGCUUCCCGGCCAGCCUACACUGAUGAGAUCCUAACCGCCCAGGGCCUCAUUCGACACUUUGACCCCUCGUACGAUUUCUCUACUUUGGGCCUGGAAAAGGAUAAGAAGGGACGAGGUGGUGGUUACCGUGCCGAAGUGGGACGCACUGUUGAUGCAUCUGAUCUGAAGGGCAUCAAGAUCAUAAAGAAAGAUGACCGAGAGGAAAAUUACUUCAUGGGAGGCACUGGCGGAAAGAAGGGUAAGAAGGGCAAGAAGAACUCGGCAGCCAGCUCUCCAGCUCCCGCCCAAUUCAACCUCUCUUUUGGUGUUAUCGAGGAUUUGGCAAGCGUCAAAGCAGACCCCCCAAUGAGCCAAGCGGAUGUUCCAGCCCUUGUUGCAAAACUAGCUGAGAAGAUCACCAACUGGAAGGCCCAGCAGGCCGCUAAGACCGCUGAGAACAUCAAGAAGGCCCAAGAAGAAAUCGACCGCCUCGAUGAGGAGGAUACAAACGCCAAAGAGAAGCAAGCGACAGAUGCUGCUCGCAAACCUGCUAUCCAGAGCGAGGGUGCUAAUGGGCACGUCUCUGCUCCUGUGGAGCUUAAGCAGGAGAAAGAUGCGGUCGCCGAUGCAGCUGGAGAGCUUCAGAAAGCCUCCCUGGAGGUUUAAAUGUGAUAAACGACAGAUCUAACCUGGCAGUGGAACCUACAGCCCCCGGUGCGAACCCAGCUCGUCCGUAUAAUUUUUUAUUUUAUUUUCCAAUUCUUGGAUAUAUCAUUCGGUUGCUCGCCCUCCCUUUCUUUCUUUCUUUUUUCUUUUUCUUUUUUCUUUUUUUUCCUUUUCUUUUCUUUUCGUCCUUCCUUCUACAAACACAAUGAGCUGGAUGUACUCUUUGACGGCCUUCGUCUCCGCGCAGUGAACAAAAAAAAAAAAAAAAAAAAAAAAAAAAAAAAAAGGGAAAAAUAAUAGUGAUGGAUUGUUUAACUCCGCUUUCUAGUUUGGUCAUUUUUCUUGUCCUUGUCAGGCAACCCUGAUAGCUAACAUUGAUACACUGUUUCUAUAUAUAUAUCCAUAUAUAUAUAUGAAUAGAUACCUGUUUUGUCCCUGCUUUCUUGACGUGUAUUACGAUCAUGUGGAGCUUGUAUCCGUUUCUCCUCUUUUCUGCUGUCGUUUGUUUUCUCGUUUCCUUCCCUUUAGCAUAUUGUAUUAUUUUUUCAGUUCUGCUCCGAUAUCAGCGUAUAUAACAUUGUUAUCAUUUUAUUUAUUCAAAGUCACUAUAAUAUUCGUCUCUUUCUUUUCCGUUUUCCUAUCCCGUUUUGAUAACAGAUGAUACCAGGGCCCAGCCUUCACCCCGGGCCUAUUUGCUCUAUUCCAGUAUGUUACGUUACUUUGCUUCCUUGAGGUGGCUUCGUAGGACAGGCUUGAAAGCGCUUUCCACUUGUCCACUUGAGACAAUCACUCACUGCCUCUCAAGGCUUGUCAGUGCUUAUUCCCCAACUUUAUCCCGUUAUUCAGCCGUCAACUCUGGCCAAGUACCUAGUUCCUCCCGCCAUAUUUCGACCAUUUUCUAUCCAUCUCCAAAGGUUAUCCAAUAUGUC
This is a messenger RNA of Blastomyces gilchristii SLH14081, 2681 nucleotides long. Its product is annotated as nuclear segregation protein. Gene Ontology annotation, molecular function: mRNA binding. The record is from RefSeq and is a predicted model, not a curated record. The coding region runs from base 235 to 1752 and encodes 505 amino acids. NCBI's taxonomy places the organism in Eukaryota, Fungi, Ascomycota, Eurotiomycetes, Onygenales, Ajellomycetaceae. Gene Ontology annotation, cellular component: nuclear outer membrane-endoplasmic reticulum membrane network; ribonucleoprotein complex; endoplasmic reticulum. The transcript has 3 exons. Gene Ontology annotation, biological process: intracellular mRNA localization.